Durio zibethinus is the source of this 1066-nucleotide messenger RNA. Its product is annotated as vesicle-associated membrane protein 711-like. Lineage: Eukaryota; Viridiplantae; Streptophyta; Magnoliopsida; Malvales; Malvaceae. Gene Ontology annotation, biological process: vesicle-mediated transport. Gene Ontology annotation, cellular component: membrane. The record is from RefSeq and is a predicted model, not a curated record.
ACAAAAAAACCGGCCUCCGAGCUCCGAUCCAUCCCCAUCUUCAAAUCUAAACCCCUCCCCCCUCCCCCCAAAAAAAAUUACAGGGAAAAAGGUGACCAGUAAUUCAGAUAAACAGAGGAAAAAACAGGGGAGACAGAGGGUAGCAGAGCAAUGGGGAUAUUUUACGGGAUGGUGGCGAGGGGGCAGGUAGUGUUGGCGGAGUUUAGCGCGACCCAAACAAAUGCGAGUACUAUCUCGAGACAGAUAUUGGAGAGGAUGGACGAAGCAAAGAAUGAUAGCAAUUCAUCGUUUUCGCAUGAUCGUUAUAUUUUUCAUGUUAAGAGAACCGAUGGCCUCACCGUUCUUUGCAUGGCCGAUGAUGCCUCUGGAAGAAGAAUCCCUUUUGCUUUCCUUGAAGAUAUCCAUCAAAAUUUUGUUAAGACCUACGGUCGUGCUAUUCUUUCAGCUUCAGCUUAUGCCAUGAAUGAUGAAUUCUCCAGGGUCUUGAGUCAACAAAUGGAAUAUUUCUCGAAUGAUCCCAAUGCCGAUAGAUUAAACCGUUUGAAAGGGGAAAUGAGCCAGGUACGGAGUGUAAUGAUUGACAAUAUUGAGAAAGUUUUGGAGAGAGGUGACCGCUUGGCGUUGCUGGUUGAAAAGACUAGUACGAUGCAUGGGAAUUCACUUCGGUUCAAAAGGCAAUCUCGUCGUUUCAAAAAUGCCAUGUGGUGGAGAGAUUGUAAGUUCAGGGCGACAUCGAUACUACUACUUCUGUUGAUCAUCGCAUAUGUUCUGCUCACGUUUGUUUGUCAUGGAUUCUUUUUGUCGUCCUGCAUGAUGUAGCACGGCAGCGUGGUUUGUCAAUUUUUUUGUCUUAUGAUAUAUUGGUAAUGCUAUUCACGGACAAUCUGGCCAUGAAAAUUUUUCAUGCUUAGCAGAGCUGUCAGCUGUGUUUCUGUAAAUGCCUGUAAUGAUACAAGUUUAUAAAUCUUGGCAUAAGAUAAAUAUUUUGCCAAUUUUGAAGUCUAAACAUCAUUCUCCGAGGGGAUGAAAAAUUUAUAGGAAAAACCAAUUCUUUCUAUAGACUUGC